Messenger RNA from Folsomia candida, 1289 nucleotides. Its product is annotated as proton-coupled folate transporter-like. The transcript is spliced from 3 exons. Gene Ontology annotation, cellular component: membrane. The coding region runs from base 1 to 720 and encodes 239 amino acids. Gene Ontology annotation, molecular function: transmembrane transporter activity. NCBI's taxonomy places the organism in Eukaryota, Metazoa, Arthropoda, Collembola, Entomobryomorpha, Isotomidae. The record is from RefSeq and is a predicted model, not a curated record. Gene Ontology annotation, biological process: transmembrane transport.
AUGACAGAUUCUAGGUUAUCAAGCAACAUAACCUAUAAAACAGAGGAGCGCGAAAUUCAAAAAGGUGUCGCUGGCGUGCAAGCCGUUACGUCUGUCGUGUUCAGCUGUAUCACCGUCCUGGUUGUGCUAUUCAUCGGACCUUGGAGUGACACUUACGGACGCAAGAUUCCCCUCCUCGUCUCCACCAUCGGACUAAUUCUAAUGCCUACCAUGAUGAUCGUGGGAUAUCUCUGCUUAGGAAAAAUCCGCGCUGUCUAUAUCGCACUUCUGGCCAUGUUGCCGACUACGUUGACCGGCGGCGCUACGGUGUAUUCCAUGUCAGCUGGGUCAUACAUUUGUGAUACUACCACCCCCAAGAACAGGACAGUGAGAAUGGGCGUCUUCUGGGCAUCUGUGAGAUCAAGUGCCCCGAUCGGUUACGUGCUUGGCGGACUACUGAUGAAGUUUCAAGUCGGGAUCAUAAAGUCGCUCCUAAUUCCGGUCGGGUUGUCGGGAAUAGCGUUGCUUAUUGUGCUCUUCAAGAUUCAAGUAUUUAAAAUGCUAUUUCAACAGCGGGAGAACCCUUGGCGUUUCUACUUACUGAUUUUGGUCCACAUCUUUUACGUCGCACCAGGGGUUACUUAUGCAAUCGUGUAUCGAAAUACAGUUUCCUACUUUGCUGGGGCUUUCUACUUGCUCUCGGCAGGGAUAACGAUACCCGCUGAGAUUAUUUUUGUGUAAGGAUAUUGAAAUUUUAUUAGUUAUUAUAAUAUUUUUGCGGAACGGCAUUUUAGGUUUGUAUAGCCGCAAAAAAUCUGUUGUAUGCAAAUAAUUACGCAAUGUUACUUGUUUGGUAUUAUUUUUUUACAAAUUUAUUAUAAUGUGUACAUCUGUCUACUUCACUGGGUAACAUAUUUUUUGCAGAUAUUUUAUGUUUACUAAAAAUAACAAGACCCCUGAAAGAGAGGAUGAGCAGCCUGCAGACCUGAAUCAACAUACAAUGGAGCCACUGAAUAAAAGCCACACUGACAUUGAGCAACUCAUGGCAGUUGGCUUCCGCUUAAGCAUUGAAAAUUUGGAGGGUGAUGUCAGUCAAGAUGAAGGUGAUAGAGACAAUUUGAAAUUUUGAGUUGUCCUUCUCGUUUUGGAAAGUAUCGUUCCUUAUCUGGAUUUAAUAAGAAAUAUUUUUCAACCUACAGAAAUAAAAAUAGAUUUCUAUAAUCAAAGCGUUGAUAAUAAUCAUAUCAUUAUGACAUAAUGAUCUUACAGAAUCUUACAGUAUCUUAGGAGGAAUACGUACGACCUUUGCA